This is a messenger RNA of Penicillium arizonense, 795 nucleotides long. Its product is annotated as alpha/beta fold hydrolase. Bases 1 to 795 code for a protein of 264 amino acids. NCBI's taxonomy places the organism in Eukaryota, Fungi, Ascomycota, Eurotiomycetes, Eurotiales, Aspergillaceae. The record is from RefSeq and is a predicted model, not a curated record. The transcript has a single exon.
AUGCCAGUCACAUUUGAAGAGCUCCCCCUCCAAGUCGAAGGAGUCAACCUUCACCUUUCAACAAUCCACAACCUCAAGCCCAACCCAAUUCUCUUCCUCCACGGCUUUGGCUCGAGCAAAGAAGACCUUGCAGAUCUAUCCCUGCAACCAGCACUAAAGCAGCAUGGCUACAUCGCAUACGAUGCGCCAGGAUGUGGCCACACAGAAAGCGACAACCUCGCCGCCACCGACAUCCCUUUCUUGAUCGCGACCGCAGAAGCAGUCCUGGACCACUUCAAAAUCACCAAAUUCCACCUAAUGGGCCACUCAAUGGGCGGUCUCACAGCUCUCCUCCUUGCAAGCCGCCACCCAGACCGCGUCCUCAGCUUCGUGAAUAUCAAGGGCAAUCUCGCGCCCGAGGAUUGCUUCCUCAGUCGCCAGAUCUUCCAAUUCCCCGCUGAUGAUCCGGAGGCAUUCAUAAAUGCUUUUAUUGAGCGCACGCGUACGUCUGGUGCUUUUGGUAGUGCUAUGUAUGCUAGUACGCUGCGCCAUCGUGUUCGCACCGCUGCUGUUCGGCCUAUUUUUGAGUCUAUGGUUGAGUUGACGGAUCAUGCGGAUUUGAUAGAUAAGUUUUUGGCUUUACCUUGUCCGCGUAUGUUUAUGUUUGGUGAGGAGAUGCGUGGGUUGUCUUAUUUGCCGUUGUUGGAGAGGGAGGGUGUUGAGUUGGCGGAUAUUGUCGGUUGUGGGCAUUUCCCUAUGUAUUCGAAUCCUGUGGAGAUGUAUCAUCGCAUUGCGGAUUUCUUAGAUCGAGCGUGA